AUGACCUCUGGGUGCUCUGAUGGCAUCGGCAAGGUGUUCCGUGACAUGAAGGAGCACACAUCAUCAGCACCAGAGGGAGGGAGGAAGUGCAAGGAGGAGGUCCUCUGCCCGAGUGAGGACAAGAACGCCCCAUCCCGAGGAGGCCAGGGGGUCCUGGUGGUGGUGUGGGCCGGGCUGGAUGACCUCCCCACCACCUUUGUCAGGAUGCUGCCAGACAAGGACUGCCUCUCUGCCUCUGUGAUGCAACGUAGGAGACCAAGGAGAGUGAGAAGGAGCACCUGUGUUUACCUUCUGGCUCCUGAGUCUACACCCCUUAAGAGCAAAACCAUCUGUACUAGUUCCAAGGAUGCCAUCAAGUGGAAGCUGACAGGGAUCAGGCAGGAUUUAUAA
Sciurus carolinensis (gray squirrel) is the source of this 390-nucleotide messenger RNA. Its product is annotated as cofilin-1-like. Gene Ontology annotation, biological process: actin filament depolymerization. The transcript has a single exon. Gene Ontology annotation, cellular component: actin cytoskeleton. The record is from RefSeq and is a predicted model, not a curated record. Lineage: Eukaryota; Metazoa; Chordata; Mammalia; Rodentia; Sciuridae. The coding region runs from base 1 to 390 and encodes 129 amino acids.